Messenger RNA from Nematostella vectensis (starlet sea anemone), 2341 nucleotides. RefSeq names its product WD repeat-containing protein 55. The record is from RefSeq and is a predicted model, not a curated record. Gene Ontology annotation, molecular function: protein binding. Bases 260 to 1231 code for a protein of 323 amino acids. NCBI's taxonomy places the organism in Eukaryota, Metazoa, Cnidaria, Anthozoa, Actiniaria, Edwardsiidae. The transcript has 10 exons.
ACAAUUAGAAUAAUGUCAUGCGCAUUGAGUGGAAACAACAUGGCGGAGGCAGCAGAGUCUGAAGAUCAGGCUAUUCCUGGACCAAUCACGUUAUCCAGCCAAGUAUUUGACGUGGGUUUCCAUCCAGAGCGAGAUGUGAUCGCAGUGGCUCAAAUUGCGGGUACCGUGUCCUUCAAACAAUCAAGACAGAGUUUGAGUGAUCCUGCAUGGACUGUAACCAAUCGGUGAAGAGCUUGAGUGGUUCCAGAACACGCACAAAAUGUCUAAAUGGGUCCCCUCCCCCAUCAGGAGCAAUAUUUCCUGUGAGGGGACCGGAAAUGCCGUCUUAGUGGUAAAGGAAAUAACAGCGAACAACCCAGGAAGCAGACACUCUUAUGAGGCUGGCAAGGAUAGCAAAAUGCUAAUGGAGUUGAAUCAUCAUAAGAAGCCAUGUCGAGCCCUAGCAUUUUCUAAAGAUGGUCUGCAUUUGUUCACUGCAUCAAAGGAUAAGUCUUUGCAAGCCAUUGAUAUGAACUCAGGAUCUAUUACACAUGCCAUUAAAAAAGCCCAUAGCUGCCCCGUCAACUGUUUAAAGGUGAUCUCAGAUCAUCUUGUUGCAACUGGUGAUGAUGAAGGAUCUGUCAAGGUGUGGGACAGUAGGACUGUUGCUUGUGUGAUGGAAAUGAAGGAGAAUGAAGAUUUUAUUUCAGACAUGGAGUGUGAUAGUGAUUGCAAAUUACUAUUGGCCACCAGCGGUGAUGGUUCUCUAUCCGUCUUCAAUGUGCGUCGCCAUAAACAUGAAGACAGCUCCGAUAACGUGGAGACAGAGCUUCUCUCCCUCGCUAUAGUCAAGGGAGGAAGAAAGGUCGUUUGUGGCACGGGUGAGGGAACACUCAACAUUUUCAGCUGGGGGGAGUGGGGAGACCUAAGCGAUCGCUUCCCCGGCCAUCCCCAAUCAGUAGACGCUUGUGUUGCUAUUGGCAACAAUGUUGUGUGCACCGGCUCGAUCGACGGAAUUAUCCGCGCCGUACACAUUCUCCCGAACAGACUUCUGGGGCCUGUCGGUGAGCACGCAGACUUCCCGAUCGAGCGCCUUCGUUUGUCACGUGACGGGAACCUGUUGGCUAGUUGCUCGCAUGACCAGACUGUCAAGUUUUGGGAUAUCGAACACUUAAAGGAUACCUCCCUCGCCCCAGGCUCCAAGAAGAGCGCGGAGUCUACAGAUGCGAGUGAUUUCUUCGCUGAUUUGUGAGAUGAAGUGAUAAGUAGGUAUUGGAUCAGAUAGAAGUGGAUUCUCACAUUGGUUACAAAUCGUAUUUUAUUAAACUAAAUUAACCGGUGUAAAAAAAACUGCCUACGAUACGUAUAUUGGGAUUACCCCGCCAGGAAGAGAGAAGAAAUUUGCUAGCCGAGCCGUACGGCUAACGAUUCAAACUUUGAACACAAUUUUGAACAGCUGGAAAAUUUGCGCUCCUUCCUUGCUCUUCAGAGUCUGGGUUAUAAGUAUGGCAAAGAAAUGCCUUUGUGCAGGAAAACUUUUUGUGUAGCGGAAGAUCUUAUCAACCCAACCUGCGAGCUCCGCUCUGUGGCAACUUUGUUACUGCUUCGUCGUGAAGCCGUACUCCCACACUCCUAGAGCAUUUCUCACUUCAAGCUGAGCCGUACUCCACCAUCCUACAGCGUUCAUAUAUCACUUUUAGCUGAGGUUUUAAUCAAGCAAGGGAUGGCCGAGGACGUUCUUUUUUCGCAAGAAAAAAACACCCUAAGAUAUGUUUACGAAGAGUUAAAAGCGAAACUCGAGGCUUUAUAUUAUGUAAUACCCUCAAGCGCCAGGUUAACCUUUAUUUAACGGACACACUUUUCAAAGUUCAGAUAUUUGUUCACAAGAAAAAUAAUCCCUAAGAUAUGUUUACGAAGAGUUAAAAGCGAAACUCGAGGCUUUUUAUUAUGUAAUACCCUCAAGCGCCAGGUUAACCUUUAUAUAACGGACACACUUUUCAAAGUUUCGAUAUUUGUUCACAAGAAAAAUAAUCCCUAAGAUAUGUUUACGAAGAGUUAAAAGCUAAACUCGAGGCUUUAUAUUAUGUAAUACCCUCAAGCGCCAGGUUACUUUUUAUAACGGACACACUUUUCAAAGUUCCGAUAUUUGUUCACAAGAAAACUGUAAAUUGUACCCACAUUAAAUAGACCUCCCGGUUACACUCCCGGUGUGUAUUUGUUUUUUUGUUUUUAAGAAGAUGGGAUUGUGGGGAGCUUAUCAUGUCGCGUGCGAACAAUGGCACUUUGUAAAUAGCACUUUGUAAAUAGUUUGUUAUUUUAUUCUCAAAAUAUAUUACAUCAAAUAAAUAUUUUUUUUCAAAUA